UUUGCUUGUCCCCAAGCAAACCCGACUCAAACCAAUGCAACUCUCCAGAACACUAUAGCAACAUGCACCCCCGAUCGUCAGCAGAGGAUUUUCUAGAUCAUUUAGCAACUUACGAGGUCAACUAGUCUUCUAAGACGCCCCCUAUCUCUCUCAAUGCGAGUACUAGACUCAAGCCAAGAUCAUGAGAAGCAGUGGAACUAAGACAGUCAAUUCAUGGAUAAGGAGAUUCACACAAUUCAAAGUAAACCCAGGACUCAUUGUAUCAGGUGCUCUUUCAUUUCAUUUCACUUGUUGGAACCCCUUCGUCUUACUAUUUGUUUUUUUUCUUCUUUUUGGUUUACUUUGUUGGGGUUCCAACUGCAGUUUGUAUGCGCGGUCUGCCCUUAUUAGGUGAGCAAGAGGAAUUUUUGUACAUCUGUCACUCGCCAGAGUACUUCUUUUAACUCCUAUUCCUCACUUCAUGUGUGAGGGUCAAUGAAAUUAAGGGGGGGUCAGAAGCUCUAUCCGUGCCCUUAAAAACACAUCCUCAAGUAGGCAAACCGUUCAACAGGUGGAAAUUUUACUUGUACUAGAGACAACUUAGCUUCACCUUGUAGGCCUACCCCACCAAGGAUCACUAAAAUCUCUUCCAAAACCCGAUUUUGUGCAAUGAACGGUGCCGCACACGUUGGGCUUACCCCAUGUCUUAGAAUUUCAAAUUUUUGACAUGGAGGACCAACUGUCUUUUCAUUUCACACUUGAGCAUCCUUUUUUGAUACACGAGUCCACAACAUAUGAGGAGUCAUCAAUGCCACAUGAAUCAACGGUCCUAAAUUCACUAGUUCACAAAAUCAACCGGCACAGCAGAGAGACAAAUAGGAAAAAUCUUAUACUUCAACAUCCUCCAUAGUGCUACAACAACCUCCCUAGGUUGCAUAUCACCAUAAAGACUUUCAAUUCAAAGCAUACUGAGCAGGAUUUUGCAGAGAACUGUACUUGGAGCCCUCAAUUCAUCAAAUUGGACAGUGGACUAGGCUCCAAGCACACAAACUCAUCUACCAAGUGUAAUCGCAGUGCGGAAAUGAAGUAAUAAGCAAGCUCUAUUUGUCAACCCGAGGUCUAGAUCUACUGCCUACUCCAUGAAUAUCUAUGAUCUAGAAAACUAAUUCGAGUGAUUGUGAUUUUAGCUAAAAGCAGUAAGAAAGCAGGAAAUGGUUCAAAGUUCUAAAGAAAGGGAAGAGUCACUCGGGAAUGAGUCCCCCUAGCUCCUUAGUUAGGUCACAGUUGUAAUUACCUUGGGUUGAUUAACUAUUGAUUAAACUGCGGAAGAUCCGAUAGUAGCUUGGAAUCUCUUAAGCUGACCAAGCCCUCUCAGUCCAACUACCCGGCAGACGACUAGUCUUCACCGGGAUAGAAAGCUAAGGCUAUGAACGCAGAACUCCACUACUGGAAUUGGAUUCCAGUACAAAGCAGCAAAUUGAUUAACUCUCGUAUAAUCAAUCUACCACUACUGAUUGAUGAAGCUCUAACAACCGAAUCAGAUUCUAUCUAUCUCAAGUUGCAGCAGAAAUCAAGAAAAAAUGAUAAGACUUCAAUUGAGUCAAUGAAUCAUGCAUCAAUCGAUUAUAAUCAAUCAGUAUAACAAUCCCAAUUCAUUACAAUUAAGAUCCCUAACACAUGGAACUAGGGUUCUUCAUACCCAAGUGAGAGAAGGUUCUACUCCAUAGAGGGAGAGAGGAAAACAGAAAUCAGAGUAGUCAUACUCAUAAAGAUGAGGAAAAUAUGCUCUGGGAUGAUGAUCUUCACUCCUAUGAUGAUCUCCAAGCUCGAUUGAUGAAACCCAGCUCCAAAAUCACUUCUAGGAUGUGUUCUUUGCACUUUCUCUCUCUAGGACUCUGUUUCUUGCUCAAAAACUCGACCACACGGCCGUGUGGCUUUCCAGUCUGCCCGUAUGGAUGCGAAAACGCGACGUUUCACUUAAUGGGUCUUCAGGCAUGCUGCACGGUCAGAGACACACGGCCGUGUGGAUUUCCAGGCUGGCCGUGUGAGCUCCCUGGACUUUCCACACGGCCACAAGGGGUCCCCUACACGGCCAGUGUGGUUUGCCCGUGCAAAUUGGUGUCACACGGCCAAGUGGAAUUUUAGGCGUGCCCGUGUGGAAUUUCCAGCUUUUCAUCAAACGCCCCAACUUCGUCCAAUCGACCCCGAAUUCGUGCCCAAACCUUCUUUCACGUACUAGGACCUGAAACAUCACAAACAAGAACAACCUAGCGUGAAAUCGGCUUAAAACACGAGAGAUGAGACUCAAACGGUACAGGAAUGGUGGAUAAAAACAUGUGUAUAUAUCAAGUCAUCAACACAUUACUGUCAAAGAAACUAAAUAAUCCAUCAGUAAGCUCUCCAAGCAAGAACAAUCAACCUUUUCAUAUUUACCCUUCCGAAAAUUGCUUUGCGUAACAAUAUAGGUGGAGUAGGUUAGGCGGUUGUCGAGUCCGUUGGGAAUGUUUGGAGAGACGGUGAUGGUUGAGCGUUUAGUAGGCCGGGAGCCCGGGACACUGUUUAUCUUUAAUAAACUCAAAAGUCAACGUAGAAGAUCAACCAAAUGAACUGAUGUUAAGAUAUCGCACAUUACUGUCAAAGAAAUUACAUAACCCACCAGUCGGCUCUCCAAGCAAGAACACUCAACCUUUCCAUCUUUACCCCUUCGAAAAUUGCUUUGCAUAACAAUAUAGAUGGAGGAGGUUACGCGGUUGUCGAGUCUGGUCGGAAGGUUUGGAGAGACGGCGAUGGUUGAGCGUUUAGUAGGUCUGGGCACCAUUUAAACCUGUUUACAUUAGUUGUGCCUUUUCAAUCCGCAUUCGACAAACCAACAUCACUCAACCUUUCCAUAUUUACCCCUCUCUUAAAGACACAUGUCCCCCAUAUUCACUCAAAACUUCUAUGUUCAAAAAUAUUGUUGUUUUAUGGUAGUUAUAUUAUCUAUGUCAAGAAUUCUGCAUCGUUUUUACACAUUCAAUACUGCAAUUCGAUGUGCAUUAUUUGCGACAAUCAUCUAAGCUAUGAAGGGAAGCCUUUACCUAAGUUAUUUGUCAGGACAAUGGCAUUCGAUCAGGCCUCGAAGUAUUAGAGUUGGUUGGUUUAGAGUACUAUGGGUUAAAUAUUUGAUUCCCAAGCACGAGUUCUUGACUUGGUUGGUGCUUCUGAAUCGUAUUAAAACAAGAAUAAAGUUUAAGAAAUGAGAUUAGUAGACUCUGAUCUUCGAAUUUGAUUCGAUUUCUCCAAAUUUGACUGGGAUCGACACGAUUCUCUAUUGGGCAGCUCUCUCUCAAUCAGAACACUAGGUUCUUGUGGAAAUAGUUCAACUCGCGGAUUGACAACUAUGGUGAAGUGAACAUUAUGACAUGUUUUUUAGCGGUCGGGGCGAGACGAGCAUGAGUACUAUCACCGACUGGAGUUGCUCCAUUCUCAAUCCAUUUUUUCUUAAAUUACAAACGAUUUUACUUAAAUGACUUAGAGUUUCAGUUUAAUAUCUCAUAUUUUAGCUACAAUAAGGUCGUAAAUAGAUUUUAAAGUUAAUUUUUUUCUCUAGUAUUUUAACUAGAUUUUCAUGUUAAAGUUGAAAUCUUGAAUUUUUUAAUAAAAAGAUACAUAUUUCAAUUAUUUACCCUUUAAAUCAUAUACUAAUAUAUGUCGAUCAAUUCCGACUAAAACUCCAUAAUAAAUUUACUGGAACUAUCACGAAUCAUAUAUGGAUGUCAUGUGUCACCAUUCCAAAGAGGCAUCGUGUCACCUGGGUCCACUUUGUGGACGGGUGCAACAAUAUCUGAUAUGAGACCAUUGGUUUAAAAAUUCCAUCAUCUUGCUUCUAGUAAAGGCCAGGCUGUCAAACACAGAAUAAAUUUAGCACAUAAGACAUAAAAUUGAUAGUUGAGUCCAAUCAAGUCACGUGUUUCUCGAUUUCUUCAUCUGCAAUUAUUGGAGUACAGUUGGGGAGGAUCUCUAUGCGGAGGUCCAAGCUCUUUUCAUGAUGCAACUUCGAAUACAAUUCGAAGAGUAUU
This is a messenger RNA of Linum trigynum, 4037 nucleotides long. The record is from the annotation of a GenBank genome assembly. Lineage: Eukaryota; Viridiplantae; Streptophyta; Magnoliopsida; Malpighiales; Linaceae.